Molecule: messenger RNA, 1272 nt
Organism: Phytomonas sp. Hart1
Lineage: Eukaryota; Euglenozoa; Kinetoplastea; Trypanosomatida; Trypanosomatidae
Source: the annotation of a GenBank genome assembly
AUGGAGGCCUGCGGGGAUGUCGCCCGGCAGGGCCCCGCCACGCGCCCCGGGCCGACCUACGUCCGCUGCCACCCCUGCGAGCCCCCGACUGUGUCACAAGGGGGGGACAGCGACUACUACUUCCUCCCGACCUGCGCCCUCUGCGCGGACCGGCUCGAGGCGUCGCUGACGGGGAUGGCCGCCGAGACCCAACCUGCGCCUGCCCGUCCAGGGGGGGGGAGGGGGCGGCGCUGCGGCUGCCUCGCGGCCUCGACCUGCGCGGUCUGCCGGGUUCUGUACCAAGCCCAGACAAACGCCAGCGCGCGCGGUCGGGCCGUCUGCGAGGCCUGCAAGCAGGCGGGGGACCCGUGGAUCUGCCUCAUCUGCGGCUACGUCGGGUGCAGCCGGUAUCAGGCAAUGCACGCGAAGGCGCACUGCCUCGCGCGGCAACACUUCUUCUCCAUGAACCUGCUCACGCAGCAGAUUUGGGACUACUGCGGUGACGCCUUCGUGCACCAGGUCGUCAUGGUCUUCGACGUGGCAUCAGGGAGCACCACCCGCGUGCGAUACCCUAGCCGAGAGGACCUCAUCUUCGAGGGCGAAGACGACGAGAAGGACCUGUUUUGGCAAAAAAAAAGCAUCUCCGCGAAGUACGACGCUAAACUACGGGCCUCACACACGCAAUACGCGACGGUCAUCAAAAAUGAGCUUGAUGCAAUGCGACAGGUCUACGAAAAUGAUCUCACUAGCGCCAUCUCCAACAGCCAGGGCGAAGCGCCGCAUUCGAAAAAAAUCACUGAGGGGGAAGGGGGAGGGAAUUCGGUAAACCUAGCAGUAUCCUCCUCCCCGUGGAAAGAUUCCCCGGCCGAGUCUCAGUUCCAGCGAACUCAAGCGUCCACACCGCAAAAAACAAUUAGCAAAGCUCAGCAUUCCCCUCCUUUGGCAUCGAUGAAGACGCUCCAUAUUAUCACAACUAAGGUGCUCGAUGCACAGGAGGCUGCUUUAAAAGGCGAUGUCAACCUGCAGGGGCUUUCCCAUGAUAUUUGCCUUCAUACAAAGGAGGGUGCGCAGCUGGAAGAGCGCGUGCACAAUAUCGAGAGAGAAUUCCGCGCGAUUGUGGGGAAAAAUAUCGCGGCGGAGAUCGAAAUCGAUUCCGCGAUUGAGGAAAUGCAGACCACGUUAAAAGAAAUUCGCUUAAACGUCGAAACGGAGCGCAGGCUGCGCUCACAGAUAGAUGCUUCAGAUGGUGCCGAAAAUAUGGUCAUCAUGGGGAAAGGUAAGAAAAACAUGUAG